UAUACUUUUUUCGUUUUUCUUCUUUUCCAAACUGCUUCCCUCCUCUCUCCCGGCUCACCUUCCAGAUCACACCAGGAGGGAAUUUCAGAGGUAGAUCUGAUGUACUUGGUGGUCGAUCUCAAUUACUCUGAAGAUCAUGAUGGCCCUUGAACGCAAAGAAAGUAUGCAGAGGAACUGUGAGGCCUCUAUAAAAUGCCUCCAGAAUAAUGGAAUGCCAUUCAGUUUGCAACAUAGUGGAAAUUCUGCUGAUGGUUUCCAAGAACUUACAGAUGAAAUCAGUUGUCGUGCCAACAAUGAUAUUCCUGAAACAAACCACCCAUUGCUUAACAAUUUCAUUGAACGUCCUAAUGAAUUUCACAAUAAACCUGCUUAUCAGCACAAUUCUGGAUCAUGGCCAGCCUUCCAUUUUGACUCUCAAAAGGUGCAACAGUGCCAGAUGAAUACUUCUGAUUGUCAAUUAUACUCUUUGCCGGUGGAGAACCGCGUCCAAUACGUCCCUUUCAAAAUGUUUGAACAGAAUUACCAUUGCGAAGUUCGGUUGCAAGAGUUUCAAUAUUUUGUGGUUAUAGACUUUGAAGCAACGUGUGAUAAAGAUAGAAAUCCCCAUCCACAGGAGAUAAUUGAGUUCCCAUCUGUCAUUGUAAGUAGUGUGACCGGCCAACUGGAAGCUUGCUUUCAGACAUAUGUGCGCCCAACUUGCAAUCAGCACUUGAGUGAUUUCUGCAGGGAUCUAACUGGCAUUCAGCAAAUUCAGGUGGACAGAGGUGUUACUCUCAAUGAAGCUCUCCUCAGGCAUGAUAAAUGGCUUGAAAAGAGGGGGAUCAAAAAUACAAAUUUUGCAGUGGUAACUUGGUCAAACUGGGAUUGCCGAGUCAUGUUAGAGUCGGAAUGCCGUUUCAAGAAGAUUCGGAAGCCUCCAUAUUUCAACCGAUGGAUCAACUUAAAAGUUCCAUUUCGUGAGGUUUUCGGGGGAGCACGAUGCAAUCUAAAGGAAGCUGUUGAGAUGGCAGGCUUAUCUUGGGAAGGUCGUGCUCAUUGUGGUCUUGAUGAUGCCAAGAACACUGCUCGUUUACUUGCCCUUCUAAUGCAUAGAGGCUUCAGAUUCUCCAUCACCAAUUCAUUGAUGUGGCAGACUACUGACUGUCCAUUGCAAUGGAAACAAUUCCCAGAAACCGUAACACUCCCUCUGCAACCGCCGAUGAAACCAAAACCUCUGCAAGUUCCCAUUAUCCAAUACUUCCCAUACUGUUUCUGUGGGGUCAGAAGUAGCAGAGGUAUGGUUCGUAAGCCAGGACCAAAGCAAGGGAGUUUCUUCUUUGGCUGUGGGAACUGGACUGCUACAAAAGGGGCACGUUGCCAGUACUUCGAGUGGGCCUCUCCCUGAUGCAUGGAAUGGUUUAUGAAUCUUCUUAUUGAAGCGUUCACUAAAUGAAUUUAUGUAAAGAAAGAAAAAAAAAUAAAAUAAACAAGAGUUAAAAAAAAAAAAGAUAUGAAGUUUGAUUUCUGUCUCAUGGUAGAAGGUGCUUGGAUGCUUGGUGAGGUUUCUGAGUCAUACAGAAUUAGAUGAGUUGGUGGUUGAACUGUGAAAUUAUGCUCCUAAAAAAGAAAAAAAGAAAAAAAAAAAGUGGUGCAAGCUUUUGGGAGCUUCCAACAUGUAAAGUCUGACUUAUUGACUGGAGAACCUAUUGGGGUGUGAGUUGUGAGAGAUUAUGGGUAGUUAGGAUGGUGCUUUUAUAAAGAUCAAUCAGGCAUGCUAAAUUAUCUGAAUAAUCUUUUGGAUAGGUAUGCUUUGCUUCUCUUUUUAUUUUUAAUCGUAAUCUAAUGGCAAUCAGUAGAAUUGCUAAUAUCAUUCCCCCCAA
Molecule: messenger RNA, 1859 nt
Organism: Benincasa hispida (wax gourd)
Lineage: Eukaryota; Viridiplantae; Streptophyta; Magnoliopsida; Cucurbitales; Cucurbitaceae
Molecular function (GO): nucleic acid binding; 3'-5'-RNA exonuclease activity; zinc ion binding
Source: RefSeq, a predicted model, not a curated record